AUGAAAAGCAACGAUGAGACGGCGAAACGAGAUUCGACGGAGGUGGAAUCUGACUCUUCUGUCUCUAAAAAACAGGAGAUCGAAGAUGAAGAUGAAGACGACACAGGCAUGGAAGACGAAGACGAAGUCGAUAGCAAUAACCCAUACUUAUGGAGUGCCGACGAAGAAGACGAUGACUCUCCGACAAUCAACUAUUCAAACUUGCAAGAUCCGGAACCGGAGUGGGACAAGGACAGUUACGACGACCACGAAUUGGUAUUCGAUGCUGACGGCCGUAAAGGUUUCUCCAGCGACAAGGCGUAUGCAGAGUUCCGCGAGUAUAAAACCAUGUGCUUUAAGAAUAGGGGGUUUAUAGAUGAUCCAUUCAGAUCCAUCUACCCCAUUAGAGAUCUGGACGAUCUCUGGACAACCACGACUAAUAGGCAAUAUUUGACAGAUAUUGCUUCCCUCUGUGUUAAGAAACUCAACGAGCAGAAUGGUUCGUCUGUGGAAGUUGUAAGCAUUGUGAGAGGCAAUCUUAAACCAGGAGGUGGGUGGAAGCUUUACAUCACCUUUAUGGCUCGAGAGUAUCCUAAUGGUCCUCCCGUGGAGUAUCAAGCCAAGGCCAUGGAUUUUGCAGGAAACAAAAUACCUCCAUUUCCCAUUCUCUGUAGACCAGCCUCUAGCAUGCUCUAA
Molecule: messenger RNA, 675 nt
Organism: Raphanus sativus (radish)
Lineage: Eukaryota; Viridiplantae; Streptophyta; Magnoliopsida; Brassicales; Brassicaceae
Exons: 3
Coding region: 1-675 (224 amino acids)
Source: RefSeq, a predicted model, not a curated record